This is a messenger RNA of Drosophila rhopaloa, 1621 nucleotides long. It is a transcript of the gene Erasp, whose product is annotated as serine protease 53. Lineage: Eukaryota; Metazoa; Arthropoda; Insecta; Diptera; Drosophilidae. The coding region runs from base 34 to 1614 and encodes 526 amino acids. The transcript is spliced from 8 exons. Gene Ontology annotation, biological process: proteolysis. Gene Ontology annotation, molecular function: serine-type endopeptidase activity. The record is from RefSeq and is a predicted model, not a curated record.
CAUCGGGCAUCAGUUGUCGAUGAGUUUGUUAAGAUGAGGUACGUUAUAAUUGCGACACUCACCAUCGGAGUUUUCUGCCUUUCGAUCACUGCUGAACUUUUGGAGCCAAUAUGCGGUGUUGCCCGCGGGCCCGAAUUUAGAAUUGUUAAUGGCGAAACUGCGAUAAUAAAUUCUAGUCCAUGGAUGGCCUUUAUCCACACCUCCACCGCUUUAAUUUGCGGGGGCACCCUCAUCACCAGACGUUUCGUACUGACUGCAGCGCAUUGUCUUAAUGAAGGAAUGGCAAUAAAGGUUCGAUUUGGCGAGUACGAUGAAACCACCACAGUGGACUGCGUCAAUGAAGUUUGCAUCCCGAAAACCGAGGAGUACAACGUAGACAUGGGCUUCCGGCACGGGAAAUUUUCCGAGGAAGAAAACCUGCACGACAUCGCCCUCCUCCGAAUGGAACGGCCAGUGCAGUACCAAGUCCACAUCAAGCCCAUCUGCCUCAUCUUGGACAAGUCAUUCAAGGACGUCUUCGAGGACAUGCAGUGGUUUGUUGCCAUGGGAUGGGGCGAGACCAAAACCAACCAUGUUAAAGGGGCGCUCCAGACCGUGAUGCUCCAGCGUUUCGAUACAAUCCGAUGCUGGGAGUCCCUGACCAGGCCAAUAAACGACGGACAGUUCUGUGCCGGCAGCGAAGGAGGCGACACGUGCACCGGUGACUCCGGCGGUCCGCUCAUCCGGAAUGUAACAUACAAGGGGAUCGAUCGAGCCGUGCAGGUCGGAGUGGUCAGCUACGGCAGUAGGAACUGCACCGGCAUCGGCGUCUACACAUCCGUGACAGAAUACUCAGAUUGGAUCGCCACCAUUGUGCGAAAGAACACCGAUACGCAGGCACCAAGGAUGCCAAAAUCUUACUGCAAUGAGUUCAGUAACCAGGAACAAGUUGCGCGAAAUGAGGACUUUCUCGGCUUGGUCCGUCAUCGUCGUCUGCCUGAUUCUCCGGCAGCAGGAGGGUACAUCUUAACAGCCGCUCACUGCAUUAGGACCAAUCUAAAGGUUCGCCUGGGAGAGCACGAUAGUACAAGGAAUCCCGACUGUCAGGACGGGAUUUGCAAUCCCCCUGCUGAGGAGUUCGACAUCCAGAUGGCAACCAAGCACAGAGCCUUCGGUGCAGCCCUAACCCACGACAUUGCUCUGCUUAAACUGACUAGGAACAUCGUGUUCAAUGUCCACAUCCAGCCAAUCUGCCUGCUCCUCAAUCCGGCGGCUUCUCCCAUUGCGACCGAGUUGCAGGCCUUUGGGUGGGGCAGAACCGCCACCCAAUACUCCUCUUCCGUGCUCCAGACCACGAGGCUAACCCGCUACAACAACAGCUACUGCCAAAGGAGGCUCCCGCUGCUCCCAGUCACCCAGAACCAGAUUUGCGUCGGUCUCCAGGGAUCGGACACCUGCAAGGGCGACUCCGGUGGCCCACUGGUGGUCAAGGUCAACUACGACGGAUAUGCCCGCAGUCUGCAGCUGGGCAUCGUCAGUUAUGGCGAAGAUUACUGCCAAAGCCCGGGGGUCUACACAUUUGUGCCGAACUACAUUCAAUGGAUCCAACAUGUUAUGCAGACAAAUGGGUAUUAACCUUAAU